Molecule: messenger RNA, 1313 nt
Organism: Trematosphaeria pertusa
Lineage: Eukaryota; Fungi; Ascomycota; Dothideomycetes; Pleosporales; Trematosphaeriaceae
Exons: 2
Coding region: 124-1230 (368 amino acids)
Source: RefSeq, a predicted model, not a curated record
CUCAUGCCUGGCUCACCUUCUCGGAGUCACUCGGCGCGGUAAUGACUGUGAACUACGAACGUAUCAAUUAUUUUUUUGCGACUGCACCAAUCACUGGCCUUUCGACAACGGUCAAGGUACACAAUGACUUCACAUACUGCUCCGGAGACGGCUUUAGAGACGGCCUCGGAUUCAGGCACGGAUCUAUACUUAUCGGCUCCGCCCUCCCCGCCAUACCUUAAGCUCGAUGCACAGGACGGCAAAUGGAUCAUAAACAACGAAACGAGCAUGACGAAGACUGACACCUGGGGUGUCAAGCAUUUCGAGUUUGGUAGAGAGCAAUAUUUGAACGUCAAGGAUACUGGUGGAGAGUUUACCGCGCCGGAUAUUUAUGGAAAGCUUCACACCUGCACAGUCGAGCCACCGUCAAUACAAGAAUACGAAGGAAAGGAUCAACUCUGUGGACCAAGUCUUUACCUUCGCCCCCACCUCGACCUGAUGUGGCCGCCGGUGGAAACCAAAUUGAGGGAUAAAUGGGGCGUGUAUCCAGGCGACGCGGGUUGCUUGAUCUGGAUAAGAAGACGCGAUAUAAUCGAUGACUCCAAAGAAGCGCUGCAUGAAUUCUGCAAAAAUCUAGAUCACGCCGGGAGUCAGGUAUUUGUUGAUUCGGCGCAGUUGUGGAACUCUGGUGGCGAGGCGUUGGAAAAGAAUCUAGCGGACGACGCCGUCAAGGUGCCAGGAAUAGACAAGAUCGUAUGCAUCGGCAUGGGGGCCCUAAAGCGAGUCGAUUGGUUCCUUCAACACGUUUCCGUCUCCAGGAUUCGUAAGAUUCUAGCCGACAAACAAGGAAAAGCUAUUACGGCUAUCCCGAUAUACGCCCAGGACCCAUAUUAUUGCAGGAAAUGCAAGGCCAUCCUCAGGGAAAUGGACUUCGAGAUUGUCGAGGACCCGGACGGCUUUAUGAAGAUCGACAACAACACUUUCGUCAUAUCCAUCCAUCCCUCUGUCCCCGUACGCCAGAUCGCAGUGUGGCGUACGCGCGAGGGCGGACCGGCGGGCAUGCUAUGCAACAGAAUCUACGACGAGGAGGUCGUAGAGCAGAAGGAGAAAAGAAAAAGAGACGCAGGCGCCCACUUUUUGUGCGAGUACAAAACACGCUGUACGACUUUGCCUUGGAAUGACGUUGAUAGCCCUCCUGAAUCCCGGGCUUUCUCUCAUUCGGAGAUGUAUAUCAGGAACACAACGAAGUAAUGCUUCACUGCUUCUGUACCAUAUUUUUCCUUUCGUGUUUUGCUUGUACUAUUUACUUUCUGUCCUGUUCUUGCUUAUGAUAG